AUGUUUUUAUUAAAUCUCUAUUUGAUUAUUUCAAUUUUAAUCUCGAUAGGUUUUAAGUGGUUAUUUCCUGAAUUUUUAAUUCAUAAUAGAAGAAAGAAGACUAAAAUAUUAUUCCCAAUCAGUAAAAAAUAUUUUAUUUUAUUCUAUUUAAUUGGUUCAUUAGUAUCUUUUAAAUCAUUCUUUUGUUUAUACACACUAAGAAGAUUAUUUGAAACAUUAUUAUACUUUGACAAAAUUAGAUCUUCUUGUAAUAUUUUUCAUUUAAUUCAUGGCGUUAUUUAUUAUUUUUUAUUAGGAAUAUACUUUUCUUACAAUAAUAACUAUAAUAACCAAUUAUUCAUUUAUCUAAACAUUCUUCAAGGUAUUUCUCACUAUUUAAUAUACUAUAAACAAUGUUAUAAUUAUUCUCAUUACUUAAUAGAAUUCCUAAUAUAUAUUAAUUUUUUCAUUUUAAACCAAACAAUAACAACUUUCUUACUUUUAAUUAACGUUAUUUGUUUCAUUUGUUUAUCAAUAAAUUAA
This is a messenger RNA of Hepatospora eriocheir, 522 nucleotides long. NCBI's taxonomy places the organism in Eukaryota, Fungi, Microsporidia, Hepatosporidae. The record is from the annotation of a GenBank genome assembly.